UACUCAUAAACAUUAUGGUCACCGCUCUUGUCUUCAAAGUAGAAAGAUGUCAAUCAGAAUUAGUUGUUCCAACAAAACCUACACCUCAAGAGUGGAAACAACUUUCUGAUAUUGAUGAUCAAGAAAGUUUUAGAUUUCAAGUUCCCAUGAUACAAUUUUAUCGAAAUAAUCCAAGUAUGGAAGGGAAAGAUCCUGUGAAAGUGAUAAAAGAGGCCGUUGCAAGGACACUAGUAUUCUAUUACCCUUUUGCAGGCAGAAUUAGAGAAGGGUUUGGUAGGAAGUUGUUUGUCGAAUGCACAGGUGAAGGAAUCUUGUUCACUGAAGCAAAUGCAGACGUGACUCUAGAACAGCUUGAGAAUUCUCUUCAACCCCCGUAUCCAUACAUUGAUGAGCUUCUUUACAAUGUUCCAAAUUCUGAUGGGAUUCUCGAUUCUCCAUUAUUGCUCAUCCAGGUGACACGGCUCAAUUGUGGUGGGUUUAUCUGUGCCGUUCGUUUUAAUCAUGUGAUGACAGAUGGUUUCGGUAUGGCCCAAUUCAUGAUGGCCAUAGCUGAAAUGGCCCGUGGGGAUCUUGCUCCAUCUAUUCUUCCAGUAUGGCAAAGGGAUCUCUUAAGUGCAAGGGACCCUCCAAGAGUCACUUGCCAACAUCCUGAAUAUGAUCAAGUUGAUCAUGACAAUGACAUUGAAGGCACCAUGAUUCCCUUCAACAACAUGACUCAACGCUCAUUCUUUUUUGGCCCAACUGAGUUAUCUAUUAUUCGUGAAACAUUACUCACUCACUUUCACAAUUGCUCUUCAUAUGAGCUUCUCACAAUAUUCAUUUGGCGUCUUCGUACCAUAGCCCUUCAACUUAGUCAAGAUGAGGAACUGCGUCUUCUUUGCCUCGUGAAUUUACGCACCAAAUUUAACUUCUUUCCAUUAGGGUACUAUGGCAACGCAUUUGCUUUACCCGCAGCCUUAACUACUGUAGGUAAGCUUGCCCAAAAUCAUAUAGGUUAUGGUAUAGAAUUAGUUGAGAAAGCUAAGGCAAAGGUGACCGAGGAGUACAUGAAGUCUAUGGUGGAUCUGAUGGUGAUGAAAGGGCGACCCCAUUUUAGUGUGGUUCGGUCAUUGCUAGUGGCAGACUUGACAGAAGCUGGGUUUGAGGAGGUGGACUAUGGAUGGGGAAAGGCCAUAUAUGGUGGACCUGCGAGUGGAGGAGUUGGAUUAGUCCCUGGUUUGAUAAGCUUUUGUGUACCUUUUAAGAAUAGAAAUGGGGAGAAGGGAAUUGUGGUGCCUCUGUGCUUGCCAGCUCCAGCCAUGGAAAGGUUCGUGGCAGAACUCGAUGCCUUGAUGAACAUAAGAACUCCUUGAACUUGAAAAGC
Messenger RNA from Cucurbita moschata (crookneck pumpkin), 1363 nucleotides. Its product is annotated as benzyl alcohol O-benzoyltransferase-like. The transcript has 2 exons. NCBI's taxonomy places the organism in Eukaryota, Viridiplantae, Streptophyta, Magnoliopsida, Cucurbitales, Cucurbitaceae. The coding region runs from base 15 to 1352 and encodes 445 amino acids. The record is from RefSeq and is a predicted model, not a curated record.